This is a messenger RNA of Fragaria vesca subsp. vesca, 1479 nucleotides long. RefSeq names its product MATE efflux family protein 2, chloroplastic-like. Gene Ontology annotation, biological process: transmembrane transport. NCBI's taxonomy places the organism in Eukaryota, Viridiplantae, Streptophyta, Magnoliopsida, Rosales, Rosaceae. The transcript is spliced from 12 exons. Gene Ontology annotation, cellular component: membrane. Bases 1 to 1404 code for a protein of 467 amino acids. Gene Ontology annotation, molecular function: xenobiotic transmembrane transporter activity; antiporter activity. The record is from RefSeq and is a predicted model, not a curated record.
AUGAGCGGUUACAGAGAUGAGAGUGUCAAGUAUGAUGGGAUUGUGGUGGACAUUUUAUCGAUUGCGUUACCUGCUGCUCUGGCUCUAGCUGCUGAUCCCAUCACCUCUUUAGUUGAUACAGCGUUUGUUGGGCAUUUAGGUUCUGUGGAAUUGGCAGCAGUUGGUGUUUCAGCUUCUGUAUUCAAUUUGGUUUCAAAGCUGUUUAACGUUCCAUUGCUCAACAUCACCACUUCUUUUGUGGCUGAAGAGCAGGCAUUAGUACUUGGCAAGACAAAGGAUGAAUCUCAACUGAUUGAUUGCCAGGGUGAGAAGCAAAGCAAGAAGUUCCUACCCUCCGCGUCCACUUCAUUGGUUCUUGCAGCUAGCAUUGGCAUUGCUGAAGCUGUUGCACUUUUUCUUGGCUCGGGUGUGCUGAUGGAUGCCAUGGGUAUAUCUGCCGAUUCACCAAUGCGGAUACCUGCCGAGCAGUUUCUUUCCCUAAGGGCAUUUGGUGCUCCACCCAUUGUAAUUGCACUUGCUGCACAAGGAACAUUUCGCGGAUUUAAGGACACAAAGACACCUUUGUAUGCCAUUUGUGCUGGCAAUUUACUGAAUGCUGUACUGGAUGGUGUAUUGAUAUUUAUUUAUAAUCUUGGCAUUGGUGGUGCUGCAGUUGCUACUGUGAUUUCUGAGUAUUUGAUUGCUGCUAUUCUUUUGUGGAAACUGAAUACCCAAAUAUUACUUAUGCCUACUAAUAUUGACGCGAAAAGAAUUAUCCGUUAUCUCAAAUCUGGGGGUCUUCUUAUUGGCAGAACCUUAGCAGUGGUUGUAACUACGACACUAGCCACAUCCAUGGCAGCUAGGGAGGGCCCUGUACCUAUGGCUGGUCAUCAGAUUUGCAUUCAAGUUUGGCUGGCAGUAUCAUUGCUUACUGAUGCAUUAGCUCUUGCUGGUCAGACUCUUCUUGCCAGUGGUUAUUCCAAAAAGAAUUAUGAAGAAGCACGCCAAGUGGUUUACAAAGUUCUACAGCUUGGUUUAGUGAUGGGCAUUGGUUUGGCUGGCAUAUUAUUCAUUGGCUUUAAACCGUUUUCUGGCUUAUUCAGUACAGACACAGAAGUCCUGGCAAUUGCAUGGUCUGGUAUAUUGUUUGUUGCUGGAUCUCAGCCGUUUAAUGCUAUAGCAUUUGUUCUUGAUGGGCUGUACUAUGGAGUUUCAGACUUUGAAUUUGCAGCUUAUUCUAUGGUGCUAGUAGGACUUGUUUCUUCCAUGUUCAUACUUUUGGCUGCUCCUGCUUUUGGUCUUGCUGGAAUCUGGGCAGGGUUGUUUCUCUUCAUGGCAUUGCGUGUAAUAGCUGGAAUUUGGAGGUUGGGUACAAAAAGUGGACCAUGGAAGUUGGUCUGGGAUCAGAGGGAGUUGGAAAGUUAGUGAGAUGUAAGGUGGUUAUCUAGUAAAGGGGGAGAGCUUCUAGUCUGCUCCUACAUUGAACGCCGUUGGGGCUGU